Molecule: messenger RNA, 2256 nt
Organism: Ramularia collo-cygni
Lineage: Eukaryota; Fungi; Ascomycota; Dothideomycetes; Mycosphaerellales; Mycosphaerellaceae
Product: related to kinesin-like protein
Exons: 1
Coding region: 1-2256 (751 amino acids)
Biological process (GO): microtubule-based movement
Cellular component (GO): kinesin complex; microtubule
Molecular function (GO): ATP hydrolysis activity; microtubule binding; microtubule motor activity
Source: RefSeq, a predicted model, not a curated record
AUGAGUGUACGCGUUGUGGCGCGAGUGCGGCCAUUGCUCAAGAACGAGGUUGCCAACGACGUGAUUGUUGAGGCGGCCAACUCUGCCAUUUCCAUCCCGAACCCCAARAGCGACGCGGAGAAAUACUCGUUUCAGUUCAGCAGCGUGUACGAUCAGGAUGCCAGCCAGAGCGACCUGUUCGAUGCGGAAAUCAGUCCGAAUGUCAAGCACAUCUUCAAGGGAUUCGAUGUUACCCUCUUCGCGUAUGGAGUCACGGGGACCGGCAAAACACACACGAUGCGUGGAGGAAAGAGUCUGGCGGAGCGCGGUGUCAUCCCACGAUUGCUCUCGGCCAUCUACCGCAAGGCGCGAAAGGUGGAGAAGGAUACCGCGGGCGACACCAGCGUCGAGGUGGUCAUGAGCUAUUACGAAAUUUACAAUGACCGCGUCUUCGACCUCUUCCAGCCUCCAGAGAAGCGCACUCCUGCGGGACUUGCCAUCCGGGACAAUUCCAGCGGCAAGGCCAUUGUUGUCGGUCUGACGGAGCGGCCUUGCACCAACUUGAAGGACUUUGAAAAGGCUUACGACGAGGCUAAUCUCAACCGCUCGACCUCCGCCACGAAGCUCAAUGCGCACUCGUCACGAUCGCAUGCUGUCCUCUGCGUCAAGGUCACCCAAAUUACCGGCAAUGAAGUGAGAGUCAGCACCGCCUCCGCGAUUGAUCUGGCUGGCUCCGAGGACAACCGCCGGACGGACAACAACAAAGACCGCCUGGUGGAGAGUGCGAGUAUCAACAAGUCCCUCUUCGUCCUGGCGUCGUGCGUAGAAGCCAUUUCACGGAAACAAUCCCGAAUUCCUUACCGCGAAUCCAAAAUGACGCGAAUUCUGGCUCUUGGUCAGAACAAUGGCUUGACAAUCAUGAUCCUCAACCUCGCCCCUGUGCGCAGCUACCACCUUGAUACAUUGAGCAGUCUCAACUUUGCCAACAGAACCAAGAAGAUCGAAGUGAAUGAGAUUGAGAACGUGCCUUUCUUCCGCGAAGGCGCCGCUCCCACCAGCAAAACCAAAUUUGAAAGCGCUACAGGACUAACAGCACCGUCGAUGAAUCGUCAACCGCUUCGUUCCAAGAUCCUCUCCCAGAACAGCCAUCUCAAGGAUGUCGGAGGAACCACAKCCACCGCCAAACCUGCCAAGCAAUUCGCAGUCUUUUCUGACAAGCCCAAGCCAGGACCAAAGGCCAUCAAUGUCGCAAAUACCGCUCAGAUUCGUCCCACAGCUGCUCUGAAAUCACCUAAACGAACCAGCAGCGAAGCCACUAUGGGACAUUUCGGCCGCCCUGCAAAGGCACUCCGCGCCAGCGUUGCCGAAGCCGCACCAGGCAUGUCCCAGGAAGCCAUUGAGCGCCUGAUCGAGCAGAAAGUGAGCGAGGCUCUUGCGCUCGGCCAGCAGAAGAAGACCCGGGACCUUCCUGCUGCUGCCGAAGUAGCUAUCUCUGAUGAAGUCCAGCGUCGACUUGAUGCUUUGGAGAAGCGCGUAGAGGGUCAGGAGACGGAACGCGCGGAGGGAUUGCAAUAUCUCCUCAUGGCGAAACAACAUCAAGUGCGAGGGGAGGAUCUGAGUGCGUUGAAAAUGUACGAGCUUGCCCUCCCACACUUUCCGGGGAAUGCGAAACUGGCAAGGAAGAUGGGUGUAUUGAGAGACAGGAUUGAGAGCAAGAGGGCAGAAAAGGAGAGGUCAAGAGAAGAGGAAAUGGAAUUCGUACGACCGCAAAGCAUGAGGAAGGCUGUGGAUGACGAAGAUGAAGGAGAUGAGUCUUACCACGAAGAAGUUAUCGAUGAGGCCGAGGACGAAGAUGAUGACUUCGUGUUCAAGAAGCCCGCGGCUCCGAGGACCAGAAUUCGAGCACGACCGCUCACGAGCAUCCCACUCCAAGCCUCCAAUGCUAGACAUCAACGGACUGUGUCUUUGGAUUCGGCGACGAAACAUCCUGGUCCGACCAUGUCUGAGACGGAAGAAGAUUCUGAAGAUGAAUUGGCCAAGAGUUUGCUUAGGAUGCAGACUCCACGGACCAAACAACUUUUACACAUCAUCAACUCGCGAGACGUCAGUAGAAUUCAGCUUUUGAAGGGGGUUGGGAAGAAGAAGGCGGAAGCCAUUGUCAAUUGUCUGCUUGAUUUGGAGGUCGGAGAGGUUAGAAGUUUGGGAGAGUUGGGAGGUUUGAAGGGAGUGGGUGCCAAAGGGGUGGAGAACAUGAGGGUCGGAUUGUUGGAGUUUUGA